GAGUUGAGAAAGAAGUCUCACUGGAUGACUAAUGCCUAUGCAUCUGUACUAUAAACUCUGAAUGAUCAAAGAUGGGCAAAUCGAUGUUUCACUCCUGGGUGGGCAGUGCGUUCUCAACGCAUGUGGUCAAGAGAGCAUAUGAGACGAAUUGAUAAGCCUCCUAUACCGCCUCCUCAUCAUCAUACCAAGUGAGAAAUUACAAAGAACUUCAAGAGUAUAUUUUUCGAUGAUUUUCUAACAAACAAAAAAGUACGAACAAAGAUUAAUUUACGAUCUUGAGGAUAAACCACUGGAAAGCAAACUAAACUGACAUUUGAGAAGAGGUUGACAGCUCAGGAUGUUUUAGAGACUAGAGCAAUAAAUUGAGAAUGACAUAAAGCAGUAAACAGCGUGACAGGAUGUGCUACGUGAUCGUAACUGGCCGCAGUCUUCUGUGGUCUCUUCUUUCCCUUGUUGCUUUGAUGGCUGUUUUGUCAGCCCUCAUUACACCCAAGUGGAUUGUUGGACCUCACCAAAUUAAAAAAAAUACCACAGACCUUUUCUCACCAACGGUCGGGAUCUUUAAUCGCUGUACAAUGCUCUUUGAUAGAAUGCAUUGUGCUAACUUCAAUAGUGAAGGCUUCGCCACUGAUUCUAAAGUAUUUCCGGGAUUUUGGAAAGCUUCUUUAUUUUUUCUUGCUUUGGGAUUAGCAGUCAUGAGUGUUUCAGUUCUUGCUGCUUUACUUGGAUGUUGUGUUCAAAGUGUUGGAAGAAAAAGUAUUUUUAAUCUCGCUGGAGUAACACAAGCAAUUGCAGGGAUAAUUUAUCUGUUGGGAAUGGUUUUAUAUCCGGCUGGAUGGGGAGCUGAAAGGGUGCGAAGAAUAUGUGGGUUGGAAGCCUCUGCCUUUUACCUCGGCGACUGCACUUUGGGUUGGGCAUUUUACAGCGCAGUAAUUGGAAUAGUAUUGACUUUCCUUUGCGCUGUAUUAAGCGCCCAAGCCGAGAAAUCUACUGCCAGUGACAAGGUUCAAGAUAAAAUGAAUGAGGGCAAGACAUUAAUUUGCCUCGCAUAAAGUUUGUGAGAAGUGUUUGGAAAAAGUACCAUUGUGGAAAACAAGAUUUUACGUGUGUAAAUAUAUAACGACAAGAUUAAAUAACUGUUUUCGAGGGCCAGAAGUCAAAGAGAAAGUGGUGAAUACAAAUGAAUCGUUUAUCAUUGCCUAAAAGGUAGCAACAACGAAUAUCAUAUCAUGUUACUUAAAUUUUAUUUAAAAAUAAAUAAUAAUUUAGCUCAUUGACUUGAGUAAAAAUCAUUUUAUGCCUGCGCAUAAAAAGAAGAGAAUCAAUGAACAGAAUAUAAAAUUAUUCUCAACAGCACAUUGAAAUUAUGAUUAUUACAUACAUUUAAGAGUGCUCUUAUUAUAAGUAAAAUAUAGAUAUUCAUAAAUUUAA
Messenger RNA from Chelonus insularis, 1431 nucleotides. Its product is annotated as LHFPL tetraspan subfamily member 2 protein. Lineage: Eukaryota; Metazoa; Arthropoda; Insecta; Hymenoptera; Braconidae. Bases 399 to 1052 code for a protein of 217 amino acids. The transcript has 5 exons. The record is from RefSeq and is a predicted model, not a curated record. Gene Ontology annotation, cellular component: membrane.